CCUCCAUCAUGCCACCCAAAUUCUACGUGAGUGAUAUAUCAAAGUCGUGGACCUCGGGUGCACCUGAGGGGCCCUGUGCACCACAGACCGCUUGGCCCUCAGAUCCCUCCUGGGUCUUUUGACAAGAAAGUUGGUGACAGCAUCACCAAGGCACUGGUAACUGGAAAGGUGUGAAGAUCAGGGUGCAACUGACCAUUACAGGCCCAGAUGCCUGAUCAUCAAUGCCCUCAAGGAGCCACCAGGAGAUAAAGAAGCAGGAGAACAUUAAACACAGUGGGAAUAUCACUUUUGAUGAGAUUGUCAACAUUGCCUAGCAGAUGUGUACUGACCUUUAGUCUGGGAACAUCUGUAACGAGGUGGUCCUGAAUACUGCAGUCUGUGGGCUGCAAUGUGGAUGGAUGACAUCAUAGAUGAUGUCAGCAGUGACACAGGGUAUGGUCAACUUAUUAAGAAGCAGCAAUCAAAAAUAUUAAAGGACUAAAUUAAAAAACCAAACAGCUGGUGUGUCCAUAUGAUGGCGCACAGCGUUUGAGCUAUGGAAGGGAAGCAUCUCAGAAGUGAAAUGAGCCAGAGCACCGAUGAGAGGCAAAUAUGGCAUGGUGCUUGUUAUGAAUCCUCUGCUAGCCUCUUUAGGUCGCAAGAAAAAUAACUCAUUGAAAAACAAGCAAAAAGACAGUAUGUACCCAAAGUCUCAGAGAAUAGAAAAAUCUCAAAAGGAUAGGUCUGAGGAAAAGGACCUGGGGUUAACCACUGUCCCAGCACAUCUGUGCUGGUUAGCUUCUGUCAACUUGACACAAAUUAAAGAAGAUGUCUGGGGAGAGGGAGCCUCAGUUAAGAAAUGGCUCCCGGACGCCGGCCGGACUUGGGGCCCGGCUUGCCACCAUUCGAUGGGAGCGUAGGACCCGAGGUCAGGGGAGUCACAGGUACACCAGGGGUUGGAAAAACCACACUAGGCAAAGAACUUGCAUCAAGAUCAGGCCUGAAGUACGUUAAUGUGGGAGAUCUAGCUCGAGAAGUGUGAUCACCUGAUAUCAUGGAGUCUGGCAAGAUGGCGUCUCCCAAGAGCAUGCCGAAAGAUGCACAGAUGAUGGCACAAAUCCUGAAGGAUAUGGGGAUUACAGAAUAUGAGCCAAGAGUUAUAAAUCAGAUGCUGGAGUUUGCCUUCCUACGAUACGUGACCACAAUUCUAGAUGAUGCUAAAAUCUAUUCAAGCCAUGCUAAGAAAGCUACUGUUGAUGCAGAUGACGUACGAUUGGCAAUUCAGUGCCGUGCUGACCAGUCUUUCACUUCUCCUCCCCCGAGAGAUUUUUUAUUAGAUAUUGCUAGACAAAGAACCCCUUUGCCAUUGAUCAAGCCAUAUUCAGGUCCUAGAUUGCCACCUGAUAGAUAUUGCUUAACUGCUCCAAACUAUAGGCUUAAGUCUUUACAAAAGAAGGCCCCUACUCCUGCAGGAAGGAUAACAGUUCCAAGGUUAAGUGUUGGUUCAGUUUCUAGUAGACCAAGUACUCCCACACUAGGCACACCAACUCCACAAACCAUGUCUGUUUCAACUAAAGUAGGUACUCCAAUGUCCCUCACAGGGCAAAGGUUUACAGUACAGAUGCCUGCUUCUCAGUCUCCUGCUGUAAAAGCUUCCAUUCCUGCGACAUCAGCAGUUCAGAAUGUUCUUAUUAACCCAUCAUUAAUUGGGUCCAAAAACAUUCUUAUUACUACUAAUAUGGUAUCACAAAAUACAGCCGAGUCAGCAAAUGCACUGAAAAGAAAACGUGAAGAUGAUGAUGAUGACGAUGAUGAUGAUGAUGAUGACUAUGAUAAUAUGUAAUCUAGCCUUUAUGCAUGUAACCUGUAUUCUUGGUCUUGGGUCCAUUGUAUUGAAAUUUAAAAAGCAUGUUAGAUGUUUUAAAGCUGUACUUUAGAAAGUGGUAUUUAAUAAGUAUACUUACUUUGCUUUUUGGUUAAAAUGUUCAGUUUUACUAAAACUAGUAAUGGUUUUUCAUCAACCUUUAUGCAUAAAAAAUAAAAUUGUCGUUUAU
Messenger RNA from Mastomys coucha (southern multimammate mouse), 2033 nucleotides. Its product is annotated as transcription initiation factor TFIID subunit 9-like. Gene Ontology annotation, cellular component: transcription factor TFIID complex; transcription factor TFTC complex; SAGA complex. NCBI's taxonomy places the organism in Eukaryota, Metazoa, Chordata, Mammalia, Rodentia, Muridae. Gene Ontology annotation, molecular function: RNA polymerase II general transcription initiation factor activity; protein heterodimerization activity; transcription coactivator activity. Gene Ontology annotation, biological process: RNA polymerase II preinitiation complex assembly; DNA-templated transcription initiation. The record is from RefSeq and is a predicted model, not a curated record.